AUGAGUGAUGCACAACAAUAUAAGGAGGAGGUCCCCGAAAAGAGACUGCUUACAGAGAAUGAUAUGAAAUUAUGGGAAAAUAGUACUACAAGGGAAGAAUUAAUGAAAUUCAUCGUGACUUUGGCAGAAGCUGUAGAAGGUCAUGAGAAUUCACAGAUUGAAGAACCGGUGUCUCAACCGAUACAAAAUACACAGACAAUAUUAUUACAUUCGAUUGAAAAAUUUAUUGAGAAACACCCCGUAGCUGAUAGUGAUAAUACAAAAUCAAGAUUUGGUAAGAUAGAAUUUAGAGAUUUUUAUGAUGAUUUACAAAAAAAUGCAGUUGAUUUGAUCAGACAAACAUACCCUGAUUUGUCCACCGAUCAGAUAAAUCAAUUGUCAACAUAUUUGAUAGAAUCUUGGGGGAAUAAGAGCAGAAUCGAUUAUGGAUCAGGUCAUGAAUUGAAUUUUUUAUGUUUCUUGUUUGGUUUGACCAAAUACAAAAUAUUUUCAUUGGAGAAAGAUAGCGUAAACAUUGUUUUGAUUGUGUUCAUCAAAUAUUUAACCAUUAUGAGAACUUUGGAAUCGCAGUAUUGGUUGGAACCUGCGGGGUCUCAUGGUGUAUGGGGGUUAGAUGACUAUCAUUUCUUGCCGUUUUUAUUUGGGGCUUUCCAACUAGCUAAACAUAAACAUCUGAGACCAUUAUCAAUCCAUAAUGAAGAAGUAGUAGAGAUGUUUAAGGAUAAAUACUUGUAUUUCGGAUGUAUUUCCUUCAUUAACUCGAUUAAGACGUCGGCUUCUUUGAGGUGGCAUUCUCCAAUGUUAGAUGAUAUCAGUGGCGUGAAAAAAUGGUCAAAAGUCGCAGAAGGGAUGGUUAAGAUGUACGAAGCCGAAGUGUUGAAUAAGUUGCCAAUCAUGCAACAUUUCUAUUUCAGCAACUUCUUGCAAUGUCCAGAUGGAAUAUCCCCUCCUCAUGAUGCCUCAUCGGGAAACAUUCAUGAUGAAGAAAUGGAAGAAGAGUUAAGUCAUGCUCAUAGUACUUAUGGUGACUGUUGUGGUAUUAAAGUACCUAGUGCAUUCGCUGCUGCUGCUGCUGCAGAAGGAAAUAAAAAAUCACAUAGGCGUAUACCGUUUGAUUAA
Maudiozyma barnettii is the source of this 1119-nucleotide messenger RNA. RefSeq names its product peptidylprolyl isomerase RRD2 (gene RRD2). Gene Ontology annotation, cellular component: protein phosphatase type 2A complex; nucleus; cytoplasm. Lineage: Eukaryota; Fungi; Ascomycota; Saccharomycetes; Saccharomycetales; Saccharomycetaceae. The coding region runs from base 1 to 1119 and encodes 372 amino acids. Gene Ontology annotation, biological process: mitotic spindle organization. Gene Ontology annotation, molecular function: peptidyl-prolyl cis-trans isomerase activity; protein tyrosine phosphatase activator activity. The record is from RefSeq and is a predicted model, not a curated record. The transcript has a single exon.